AUGGUAUUCUUAAUCAAGUGGGAUAGUGUUUUCAGUUCAUUGAACCAAGACAAAGUUGCCCAAAAGCAAAUCUCACCUGCAAGAUCAACGACUCAGAUUCAAAAAAACCGCGUCGGGCUUCCCGGCCAUGGAGGAAGGGCUCGGGCUUCCCGGCCGUGGAGGACAAAACCUCCGUAUCGCACAAAACCUCCACCACGCGACCGCAAGUACCGCGGCGUCCGGCAACGGCCCUGGGGCAAGUACGUGGUGGAGAUCCGCGACCCGAAGCGGCGUGGCUCGCGCGUGUGGCUCGGCACGUACGACGCGCCCGUCGAGGCCGCGCGCGCCUACGACCGUGCCGCGUUCCGGAUGUGCGCCGCCAAGGCCAUCCUCAACUUCCCCAACGAGGUCGGCACCCGCGGCGCUGACCUUUGGGCCGCGCCAGCGACGGCGAACGGCGAACAAACGGAGGCGGCAGCAGAUGGAGGGUGGUCAGGACGACCCCGAGGUCGAGGUGGUCCUGGUGGUGAACAAGGUGGUGAAGAUCGAGGCGCCGCCGCCGCCGUCGACCCAGGUGUCCUCAACCUCGCCGUCGUCCGUGUCUACAUCCGAGACCACCGCCUCAUCGGACGCCCCGGACUCGCGACGACCUUCCCUGUCGUCCGGCGACGUCCUGGUUCGCCAGCAGAAGCAAUCUCGUCGCCGCAACAGCUCCCAAGUAUGAAUUAA
Sorghum bicolor (sorghum) is the source of this 708-nucleotide messenger RNA. Its product is annotated as ethylene-responsive transcription factor ERF038-like. Gene Ontology annotation, molecular function: DNA binding; DNA-binding transcription factor activity. The record is from RefSeq and is a predicted model, not a curated record. The coding region runs from base 1 to 708 and encodes 235 amino acids. The transcript has 3 exons. Gene Ontology annotation, biological process: regulation of DNA-templated transcription; ethylene-activated signaling pathway. Lineage: Eukaryota; Viridiplantae; Streptophyta; Magnoliopsida; Poales; Poaceae.